CGAAUGCAGUUUCUUCCAUUGAGUAGUGCUUAACCAAGAUAAUAAUUUCGUACUAACGGGUAUUGAUUUCAUCCUAAAAAUCUUUAAACAACCGAAGUAUAAACUGUCAAUUCACUACUAACUAAAUUGAAACAAAAUUGUCAUAAAUCACACUUGUGGAUGUGUUGAAUCAUUAUUAAUAGGACGUCAACAUAUUGUUCUCGCAGCCGCCCGCAUAUAUGGUUAAAUCCAUAUUCAAUAUGGAGUCGGAAAAAAGACGGUUAAAAGGAAACACAAAGCCUCUCCUUUCCAACAGCGGACUUGUUAAACCUCCUAAUUACACACGGAUUAAAUAAGGCGGCGAAGGAUUUUAUUUAUUGGGGAGCCAGCCAGCCAGCCACACUACGAAGCAGCUCUCAACUCUUGUGGAAAGAUUGUGUCGAAGAAACAGCCAUGGAGUUUCUGAAGCUCUGCCUGAGUUUGGUUUGCCUUUCUCUCGCCGGAAGCAGCAUCUCCGAUGUCUACCUCAACCAUUUCCCGGCGGUGAAGUUGCGGCAUCCGUUCGGGCAAGCAGUGAUUCCGCCACCGAAGCUUGAAGCAAGGUCACCACAUGCUACGCUUCGAUUCCGCGCAAAUAUUAACCGGACAAAGGUGGUGACCGUGCUUGUUGACAGCGGGGCUAACAUCAAUCUCAUUAAUGAACGUUUAGCAGUCGAUCUUCAGUUGAAAGCAACUCCGCUAGUACAACCGUUGAGACUUGGAACGGUGAACGGCGAGCAGCUGGCUUGUCGAACUAAAUACACGGCGGUGGUGAUGGAUAUUCAAGGGUUGGAGGUUUCGGUUACUCUGUAUGCUCUGCCGAUUGCAGGGGAUGUCAUACUGGGAAUUCAGUGGUUGGAAGAGCUCGGGCCUGUUAUCUGUGAUUGGAAGCUGCGCACCAUGAGAUUUACGUUGAAGAAUAAGGAGCGUUUCUUGCGGGGAAUACCCUGAUCAGGAGCCAGGAACCAUGGCUUUAAAAUUGUAAUUAUACUCCUAAUUAAAAUUGUGCAGAAACUUAAUAUGCCAUACUAAAAGUAACCAAUAUGGGGUUUCAAUCCCUUAAGCAGUACCUAAUCACAAAAAAUAAACCUAUAUCACCCUUGUAUGGGGAAAAAAUCAAUUUAGAUUCAGUUGGGUACCACGGUAAUAGGUUAAUUUGCCAUUCCUAAUCAAGAUAAGGCAGGUAC
Messenger RNA from Linum trigynum, 1205 nucleotides. The record is from the annotation of a GenBank genome assembly. Lineage: Eukaryota; Viridiplantae; Streptophyta; Magnoliopsida; Malpighiales; Linaceae.